CAGCUUCAAGUAGGGGUUUUUGAGAAAUUAGCUUCCACUUCUAGGGCUUCCAGUAUUCCAAUACUUUUUGAAAAAAAAAAUGAUGAAAUGCACAUGAAAUAGGCAUCCUAGCGACAAUAUUUCUUGUUUUGUUUUGUAGUAUGGUAAAAAUAUGCAACCGAGAUUUGAGAAUCCAACAAAAGUUUGAAAAAAUUCUGAAGUCGAACUGUCUGAAGAAAAAAUCAAAGGAAUGUUUCUACUGCGGAAUGAGAGGAAGUGAAAUGGAAACAAUAGUUUUUAAUGAAAGAGAAAGAAAGAAACAAGAUGUCAUGUCAUGUUGAUGUCAAAUUCUGAAUUAUUUUGGCGUUUCGAUCGACUUAUCACAUAAUCUUGCGUUCUCUUUUCAACACACACGAAGGUGAGCAACAAAACAAGAUGACAAGUCAUUAAAUGUCACUUCUGUCGGACCACGAAUGUCAACAAAAAAUUCUAACCUCAGAAUUUGAUAAAGUAAAUAAAUAAAAAUAAACUAAAAACUUAAUAAAAACUCUCAUGCCAUCCAGUAGUGCCAUCAUCCACACUAUCAUAAUCCCAGAGGUCCCUUUUAUCAGUCAAUCAAUUUUACUGUUUUUUUUUUUGCUGCUUCUACGUAGGAAAUACGAGAAUAUGUAUGUUAUUGGGGAUAGACCAGCUCCAACACCGAGGAGUGCUUGUUCAUCUUCAUCCGAUGAUGACUACAAUGACAAUUGCCAGAUAACGAUAGACAACUCAGAAAACAUAUUAAAAGUCCUCAAGAAGUUAUGGCAAGAACAAAGUAUGUGUGAUAUUUUUUUGAAGGUUGGUAACAAACAGUACGGAGCUCACAGAUUUAUCUUAUGUGCCACAAGUGACGUUUUUCAAGCAAUGCUAAUGAAUUCAGCCUGGUCAGAAUGGAAAGAAUCCCACAUAGAACUUCAAGAGUUGCAAAUAUGCGAAAACGUAUUCUACACAUUCCUAGAAUACUUUUACACAGGCAAAAUUCUUAUAACGCAUACAAAUGUUAUGCCAAUAUUAGCUUUAGCUGACAAAUACUUGGUCAAGAGCCUUACCCGCAUGUGUACAAUGUACAUGUGCCGACACAUACCUCAUGCAGCAUAUCACAAUCAACUAUCUUCGUGGCUCCAGUACAGUAACAUUUGCGGUCACGAGAGAAUUUUGAAUUGUUGCAGAAAUUAUUUCAAAUGGAACUUUGAAGCUGUGGCCAAUACUUCGGAUUAUAGUAAUUUUGACUGCGAUACAUUUAUCAACAUUAUACAUGCAAAUGAUAUUGUUGUGCAUAACGAAAUUAUGUUGUAUAAUUGUAUUGUUAGAUGGUUAGACUUACAAAGGAUAAAACUUGGAAAUACUGAGGAUUCAUUAAAAAUGUAUAUAAAUUUAGUAGAAUCCGUUAUGAUGUAUGUUAGAUUUCCUAUGAUGACUCCUAGAGAAUUGGCUGAUUUAUUAUUAUCUCCAUUAAUUAAGCAACAUAAAGAUUUUUUCCUUGAUAGAAUGGCAAUCGGCAUGAAAUAUCAUUCAUCUGAAUACUCUGAAGAACUACAUCCUUACUAUGAAAAAGAAGGCCACCUAUUUACACCACGACUAUAUACGUCUGAAAGUUACUCUGCAUCAUUGAACAUCGAAAAUUUCUGGGAUAUACAAAGUUAUCAUACAAGUACUUUUGUUUUUUCAUCCCAUUUAUCAGCUGCUGACCAUGAAUCGCACAAAAUGAGUGAGUGGGUGGUGGAAUUGUACCCCAAAGGGGUCCAUUUCAAAAAGUGUUUGUGGAUUGUAUGGCAAGGAACUUUAGAGGUGCCCGAAGAAAUUCUACGAACAGUCAGACUUUCCUUGACCUGCCGCGAUUCGCCCGUACCUGAUGAGAUGCGCGUAAAAGUCUCGGUACUGAUCUAUGGUGUACAAGGAGGUGUCGAACAUGUUAUGGAAGUCAUAGAAAGGGUUCAUCAUUUCACGCCUCAACAUAAAAUUUUGAACAUUGACGAUUUGCUUCCAUUUCAUGAACUGAAUACCAAAGCCUCACUUCAACCAGUGCAUGAGACGCCGUAUUUGAUUGGACCUACAAAGGAUCAGUUAAAAUUGAACAUUGUUAUAACGCCUAUAAAAUAAUAUAUUGUUAUUUUUCACAAGUG
Molecule: messenger RNA, 2141 nt
Organism: Ceutorhynchus assimilis (cabbage seed weevil)
Lineage: Eukaryota; Metazoa; Arthropoda; Insecta; Coleoptera; Curculionidae
Source: the annotation of a GenBank genome assembly